CUAGGGUUUCGGACUUUCGUUGUGCACCGAGUUAGUGUUCGCAGGUUACGGAACUACAUUUAAAAAAAGUUAUUUUAUAAAAGCUUUUCGAUUGUAGAGAUUGACAUGCAACCGCUUAAGUGCGCAUAAUAAGUAUAGAACAAGGUAUUGUUUCAAGUGUAUAUAGGAAGAGAGAAGUCUAAAAUGUCACAUUUAAUUUUCCUGGCGGUGUUGUCAAUCAUAAUUUUCCAAACUGCAUCCGGAGCGAGUGUGUGCAGUAACGGCUGUCUUGAAGCGGCCGCCCCCCGGAGACAAGAGACCGAGGAAAUCCUAGGCUUCGUCGUAGGAGAUCAGGACUUCUUCAACAGGGACCUUGAACACGAGAGUCCUGUCGUCGACUGGCUGGAGGACAAGGGCGCCCCGGAUUGGGGUAGAAUGAUCAUGUUGCAACGACGACAUGCCAUUUUGCCUUGGCCGGAUGCUCUGAUUCCUUACGUGGCGUGGGGAGACAAAAGGACGAGGAGGAUAGUGAACGAGACCCUCACCAUCCUCCAGAGGAGCACCUGCCUCACGUUCAAGGCCCGCACGGACGAAACCCGAUACCUGAUUAUCAAGGAGGGUCACGGAGGAUGCUGGACCUCGUCUGUAGGAUAUCCGCCUAGAGAUAAGAAGGUGAUAAUCAACUUGGGCCUAGGAUGCAGGUUCCCAGGAUUGAUCAUGCACGAAAUCUUGCAUGCCGCUGGAUUCUUGCAUGAACACACACGUCCGGAUCGAGGAAAUUAUAUUCAAGUCAAAUGGGAAAAUAUUCGCGAAGACGCGAGGAAGAACUACGGGGUCGACCUGAGGUACAGCAGCCUGGAUAUUCCCUACGAUUACAAAUCCGUCAUGCAUUACGGGAGGUUCACUUUCUCGAAGGCUUACAGACGCCCUACCCUGGUUCCCACGUUUCCUGUAGCAGGCGAACUCGGCGGUGCAUCACUCACGCCUCUAGACAUACGAAGGAUCAAUACCUUUUACAAAUGUAUUUAAAAUGAAGAUUAAAUUAUGAAAAACGAAAAGAGUGUGAGUUCAUACAUGAUACGAAAGGCAGAUGUGCGAGUUUCUGAUAAUGCUUAGAUGGCCGUAUAAGUGACUGGAAGUUGAUAUGAUACAGGAAUGAUUUUGUAAUAUAGAAUGAGAACUUAGUAUUGCGGACUGUAAGAUGAGGCAAGGAUUUGCAACGCCUGUGAUGUGAAGUUACCGGUCACGCAUUUCUCGUUCAUGCCUUUUUCAAACUCAUUAAACCUCAUUAGCACUAAUUGUGACUUGUCGAUGGCUUGGCGCAGAUGAAACUGUUGAGGCGAGUGACUAUACUGCCGAAUUAUAGAAGUGGAGGAACAGACACAGGUGGACAGGUACAUACACAGCCAUAUGCGCACAUAUGAACGUAUAGCUUUCCAGACACAUACAGAUGUAUUUAUUUUUCACUCACACAUUUAUAAACACA
Messenger RNA from Penaeus chinensis, 1465 nucleotides. RefSeq names its product astacin-like metalloprotease toxin 3. The record is from RefSeq and is a predicted model, not a curated record. Gene Ontology annotation, molecular function: zinc ion binding; metalloendopeptidase activity. Gene Ontology annotation, biological process: proteolysis. The transcript is spliced from 7 exons. Bases 184 to 1008 code for a protein of 274 amino acids. NCBI's taxonomy places the organism in Eukaryota, Metazoa, Arthropoda, Malacostraca, Decapoda, Penaeidae.